Molecule: messenger RNA, 1314 nt
Organism: Erythranthe guttata (spotted monkey flower)
Lineage: Eukaryota; Viridiplantae; Streptophyta; Magnoliopsida; Lamiales; Phrymaceae
Gene: GXM3
Product: glucuronoxylan 4-O-methyltransferase-like protein (DUF579)
Biological process (GO): xylan biosynthetic process
Source: RefSeq, a predicted model, not a curated record
UUUUUAAUUUUGCUUCAUCCAAAAUCUUUGCAGUUCUCUUGUCUUUAUCAAACACAUAGAAUUUAAUUACAGAUACACACAUCACUUAAUCACUACGCCUUAACACAUAUAUUAUAGCACCCCUUCUAUUUUUUACCUAUUCCUCCUCCAAACAAUAAUCAAGAAUCAAGAAUCAAGGAAUCAAGAAUCCAAGAAUCCAAGAAUCAAGAAUAUAUACUCAAAAGAAAAGAAGAAGAUAUGAGGCCAAAAACAAAGAAUCCAUUCAACCUCAAGCUUCUCAUAAUCCCCACAACCCUAGUUUUUUUCCUCAUCUUCAUCUUGAGAUCAAAUUUAUCACCAUCUUCCAAUAUUACGACUUCGCCACGAUCUAAUAUUCGUCAAUCCAAAUCCCUCCCGAAGACGAAAGCCGAGAUGAAGUGUCCGAAAAAUUAUUGCGGAAAAAUCCCACAAUCCAUAUCGGAAGCCCUAAUCCACUACUCGACCUCGACCAUCACACCUCAACAAACGCUCGAAGAGAUAUCAAUCACGUCGAGAAUCUUGGAAGAAUAUUCCCCAUGCAACUUCCUCGUAUUCGGCCUCGGCCACGACAGCCUCAUGUGGCACUCGUUGAACCACGGCGGACGGACGGUCUUUCUAGAAGAAGACGAGUCUUGGAUCGAGCAAAUCAAGAGAAGAUUCCCCAUGUUGGAAUCUUACCGCGCAAGUUACGGCACGAAAGUCAGCCAAGCCAAUGAUUUGAUGCACGUGGGGAAAGGGAUCGAGUGCACGGCGGUUUCGGACCCUAGGUACUCGGUGUGCCAGCUGGCGUUGAAGGGCUUGCCGAGCGAAGUUUACGAGGUGGAGUGGGACUUGAUAAUGGUGGACGCGCCCACGGGGUAUUACGAGGAGGCGCCGGGGAGGAUGGCGGCGAUAUAUACGGCCGGGAUGAUGGCCAGGAACCGGCGGCGGCGGGGCGGAGGCGGCGGUGGUGGGACCCAUGUGUUUGUGCAUGAUGUGAAUAGGGAGGUGGAAGAUAAAUUUUCAAUGGAGUUUCUUUGUGAGGGGUAUUUGAAGAAACAAGAAGGGAGAUUGAGGCACUUUGUUGUGCCUAGUCAUAGGGAUGAUUUGGAAAGACCAUUUUGCCCCUAAUAGAAAAAAAUUAAUAUAGAAGUUAAUUCUUUUGCAUUAUUAAUUUCUUGAUUCUUUUUUUGUUUUAUUUUUUUUCUUCCUAUUUUUGUUUUGAUGUUGGACUUGUAAAAGAAGUUGAAUGUUGAGAAAUGGAGGCGAGAGGUUUGAAAUAAUGAUGAGGUGGAAUUUUAAGAGUGUUAAUCGGAC